This is a messenger RNA of Paramecium primaurelia, 1080 nucleotides long. The record is from the annotation of a GenBank genome assembly. Lineage: Eukaryota; Ciliophora; Oligohymenophorea; Peniculida; Parameciidae.
AUGUUAAAUAAUGGUGGAAUUGCAGGAGUAGCUGGUAGUUUUAUAGUAGAUCUCUUAAUUGAUGGACCUGAAGAGUUAUUAAUUAAUGGUUAAUCUACUUUGUUAGGAUGCAUUCCUUAUGUUGGAAUAGGAUUUAGUGCUAUCAAAUUUANAAAAAAAAAAAAAAAAAAAACGAACAAAAACUUAGAUUUGUUUGAGAAAUUUAUUUAUAUUUAUAGCAGAAAUGAGAUUUAUGAAAAGUUUAACUAAUUGUUUGCUUAGCAUGAUUAUUAACCAAUAAAAAACAUUAUUGCAUGUCUUUAUUAAGGUUUUAAGGACAAUUAAAGCAAAGAAGAUAAAUUUCAAAAUCUUUUUAGAGGUACAUCCUUUGACUAAUAAGGAAUCUUUUAAUAAAUUAUUAAAGAUCUAAACUAAUCAAGAGAUGAGGGAGCCUCAAUAUUUUGGAAUACAAUUGCUAGUGCGUCUUAAGUAAGAGACGUUGCGAAGAUGUAUGCUAAAGAAAAGGAAUAUGGAAUAUUAUAUGAAAUCACAUUGGAUAAAGAUGCUCCUCAUCCAUUUUUUCAGUUAUAAGACUAUCAUUCCCAUUAUCCAGUUGAAAAAGAAGUAAUAUUAUUCCCAUAGUUUGAAUUCAUUGUAUAGGAAAUAACAUUCACAUAAGAAGGAAGCAAGUAAAUUUAUACAGUGAAAAUUAAAUAAGUGAAGAAUAAUUAUGCUUUUGCACUAGAUCCUACUAAGAGAAAGAUUUAUUGGGAUUCAAUAAUUGAAUAGAAGAUAAAGCCUAAAAUAGAUACAUUGGUGAAUUUUCAAAGUAAAAGAAUUUUUGAAUUGAUAUCAUUUUCAAAUUAAAACUAUAACAAAGAAAUUUAGAGAAAAAUAUUCUCGAGUAUUGAAACUGAAUUGGAAAAUACAUUUUAAUUGAUUCAUAAUUAAUUAUAACAGAUUUUCUUUCAUUCUAAAUACCCUAAUAUUGUGAAUCAAAUAACAUCUCUAACAAAAACAUACACUGAAAUAGUAAAAUGUAGAUACGAUGAUUAAUCAGCAGAAAUUGCCAAAUUACAUAUUGAUUAAGUUAUGAAAUGA